Messenger RNA from Fusarium proliferatum ET1, 603 nucleotides. RefSeq lists its product as uncharacterized. NCBI's taxonomy places the organism in Eukaryota, Fungi, Ascomycota, Sordariomycetes, Hypocreales, Nectriaceae. The coding region runs from base 1 to 603 and encodes 200 amino acids. The record is from RefSeq and is a predicted model, not a curated record. The transcript has 3 exons.
AUGUCCGAGUCAUCACCCCCAACUUCCACAAUCGUGGCAGCAACAUCAGAGCAGGCCUCACCCACAGUAUCCCCAUUCAUACUCGCAUUCGACAUCGUUGUCGCUGUCUUCAGCUUCCUCUUCUCCUUCAACUGGUCAGGCUUCUUCUCACGGCUUUUCACUAUAAUCAGCUUUCCUUUCCGCCUAAUUCUCAUACCGUUGUCUUUCUUGCUCAACAUCCUUCUCGUCGUGUUUGCACCGGCUAUUUAUCUCGUUUCUUACACACUUGCUGGCGUACGCUCUGUAUGGGCGUUUCUGGCUAGCUUAGAGCCGCUAUAUACUUUUUUUGGUGCUGCAGCUGGCGUCGGCAUCUUGGCUGGCAUCGGCUUGGCCAUAUUCUCAUCCAUCAUCACGUCCUACCUAGGAAUGCAGAGCGAGGAUAUUGACUCAGGCGGGUCAACUUCUAAGGGCAGUUUUCUUGAGACCAGCAGUCGACGAGAUUCGCAAUCUUCAGGCACUGAGCUCGACUGGCAGUGGCUUGACUCCUCCAGUCAAAGGCGCCGACCAGGUGGCUUACUAUCGCAAACCAUUCACGAGGAGGACGAUGAUGAUUCAGAGUAUUGA